AAAGAUUCUCUGUUGUAAACAAAACCGAACUAUAGCGUAAAAAGCAAUUUGUAAGAAUUCAAGUAGAAGUGCAUUAAUUUUUAAGAUAAUUCAAACAUUCAAUAUUCUUUGAAACAUUUUCGGAAGGAAUAUAAAUUUCUAUAGAAUUUACGAAUUAACAUGACAUUAACAAAGACUGUGGACCAGGCUACCAUCCUAAGUGGUGAUCGUUCGAAGCUAAAAGAUCUGCUAUGUAAUCGUUUGGCCGAGUGUGGUUGGCGUGACGAGGUGCGUCUGAUGUGCCGUAAUAUAAUCAAAGAGAAGGGCAACAACAUAAAGGUGGAACAAUUGAUUGCAGAUGUGACCCCGCGAGCUCGUGCAUCUGUUCCCGAUGCUGUGAAAAAGGAGCUACUUAUGAAGAUUAAAGCAAUUUUAGCUGCACAAGAAGGAAUCGACUUAUAAAUUGAUAUCAAAGAUAGAGAUGGUGUGAAACAACUAUUUUAAUUAUACAAAUAUCUAUAUAUAAAUGCUGAUAAUACUGUUAGAGAAUCAUAUUAUAUUUAGUCAAAGGAUUAUGUUUUUAAAAUCACAAUUUUUAUUUGUUUUACGUGGACCCUCCUUUAAUAUUUAAAUAAACAAAUUAAGUUUGUGUAUACAAAAUUGAUGAAGCGAA
Zeugodacus cucurbitae (melon fly) is the source of this 652-nucleotide messenger RNA. It is a transcript of the gene e(y)2b, whose product is annotated as enhancer of yellow 2 transcription factor. Gene Ontology annotation, cellular component: DUBm complex; SAGA complex; nuclear pore. The transcript is spliced from 2 exons. NCBI's taxonomy places the organism in Eukaryota, Metazoa, Arthropoda, Insecta, Diptera, Tephritidae. Gene Ontology annotation, biological process: poly(A)+ mRNA export from nucleus; positive regulation of DNA-templated transcription; regulation of transcription by RNA polymerase II. Gene Ontology annotation, molecular function: transcription coactivator activity; chromatin binding. The coding region runs from base 160 to 441 and encodes 93 amino acids. The record is from RefSeq and is a predicted model, not a curated record.